Molecule: messenger RNA, 5865 nt
Organism: Iphiclides podalirius (scarce swallowtail)
Lineage: Eukaryota; Metazoa; Arthropoda; Insecta; Lepidoptera; Papilionidae
Source: the annotation of a GenBank genome assembly
AUGUCGUCCACGACGGCUCCGGAUCAACCGGACCUGUUAUUUUUUGAUACAUUUUCGCACGAUACUAGUGAGGAACUGAAUUUGGACUUGGUACAAUUUCCAAAAUCUGUAUACGUAAGGGAGAUUCGGAUCAUCCCCCUUGGUGCCAGGGUCGAAGGUGACUUCCCAGGUGGUGUACGCCUUGGUGCUACAAACCCAACUAAGUUCCAUAUUGACUUCUUCGUAAAUGAUCUUAGUAAGCCCGGUGCCUCAACAUUUGAAGCAUUGGGAAGUUUGGACUAUUGCCAAAAUGGACAGAUACACAUGGAGUGUGGCUCAUCUUUGGAUCAACCUCGAAUACCGACGGAUGGCCUUGUGCUUAGAGGAUGGUACACUACAAUCACAUUGGCGGUUUAUGGCAACUUGACGCAAGUGUUGACCGAAACGCCAGUCGGUGCCAAUCCACCCGCAAGUGUGCAACGCCAGCCCGUGACCCGCGAUGUUGCGACCGUUGCGCCGACCGUGCCGCAGCCGGCGGAUUGGAACCAGGACGCUUCCAACCCCAUACCCUCGUACACGGGCAACGUGGCCACCGCGAAUCCCGACGCCUACGGUGCCACCGCCUAUCCAGAAAACUACGACAGUCAGAUGUAUCGAAGCGAUUAUUACGAGAACGAACCCCCCAAGGACCCGAGGACGUAUCACCACUUGGACGACACCGACUGGGAGAAGGAUCGCAGGGAUUUGAGCUGCGAAAGAGAUGGCGACAGAAUGCGCCACAGCCCGCGUCCUAUGGAGCACGAAAGAGAUCGUAGGAGUCGCAGACGGUCCUCGGACAGAGGGAGAAGCCGCGACUCGUCGCGCCACAGAGACCGCAGCCGAGACCUGGCCAGAAUGGACCGCCUGCGUUCAAGGACCAGGAGCAGGGAUAGGGACUAUAUCGUGAAAGGGGAGUACAGGCAGUUGAGCCGCUCAAGGUCGCACAGCCUCGACAGGGACAGGCUGCGGGGCCUGUCCAGCGACCGCGACUGGGACAGGGGCUCGUACAAGAAGGACGACUACCGCCGCCAUCGCGACAUCUCCUACGACCGAUCCCGCGGCGGCUCCUACGAACCGCGCUCGCCCUACGACAAACGAGCCCCUUCGUACGAGCGCAAAGCGCCAUACGACAAGUGCGGCCCGUCGUACGACAAGCGCCUGUCGCCGUACGACAAGCGCAGCUCGUCCUACGAGCGACGAGCGCCCUCCUACGAGAAGCAGUCCUCGUACGAGCGCAAGAGGCACUCUCCGUACGGCCGAGUGCGGGGCUCGAGCUACGGCAGCCGCUCGCCGAGCCGCGACGAGGCCAGGAAGCGGCCCCGCACGCCGCCCGGCGAGGCGCUGCGGCGGCCCCUCUCGCCCCGCGACCCCGCCGCCGCCAGCCCCCCCGGCCCCCCCGGCCCCCUCGGCCCCGCGCGCCCCGAAGAGCCCCCAGAGUACGACAGGAGCGGGAAGCAGAUCCCCCGCAUCGACUUCUACCACCAGAGCUACCGCCACAAGAGCUCCAUCCGCAGCCCCUCGCAGGAGGUGGACAGCACCUACGCGGAGCCCCAACACUCGAGCCUGGUCACCGUCCAGAUAGUGGACAGCGCGGCCGCCAAAGCGAUGGAGUCGCCGGGCCGCGCCCAGGAGGACGACCGCUCUAUGGACGUGGAGCAAUUCGAGCCCAUACUCUCAGACGAAGACAUAUGCGACGACUUGGAUGGGCCUCCCUACAUGGAGGUAGAGUACGACGUCAACGAGUACUGCGGUGUGGACGAUAUCAUCAAAUAUUACAAUCCGUUCAAGGCCGAGUGGGAGAGAUACGAGUAUGUCAAUAAAGUACAUCUCCUGUCCGGCGGCAAGGUACAAAGCGCGAAGCACGUUCUAAACGCAAGCUUCCAGGAGCUAUGCGAGGCCAGCGCGGACCUAUUCAAGAUAUCUGAAAUAACAAAACUAGCGAAUAAGCGUGAGCAGAAAUUUGAUCCCGCCACGUUCGCAGAGAUCGAUAACUCUUCCAGGGAAGAUUGGGUGCAUCAGUGCGAGCAGUUGUUCGUGUCGCUGACGAACGUCUGUAGGAACUCGGACAUUAUCCUGCGGAUAUUUCGGCGCCGCGAACAAACGGACCCCGUCGACGAGUUCGCGGAUAUUUGCAAUUUGCUCCUUACGUUCACCAAAAUCGGAUUGAACUUCGACUUCGCCUUGGCCCAACAGCAGCCCACCUACAAGAUAAGGCACAUGAAAUGCGGCAUUCGUCUGACAGAAGCGCUGAUGUCCCAUGGCCAUAACAGCCACGUGAUGGAAGUGUUGCUGAAGGACGGCAUGAACGUGCCCAUGUUGCUGAUGGAGAUGUAUUCAAAGGAGUACAUGGCCUUGAGCAUACGUCUCAUGAUACUCAGAUCGCUUAACGCCUGUCUCUCCUCAAAAAUAGCCAUUGAAAGUUUCAUGAAAGAGACAUUGUUCCCGAAGUUCGACAAAAACGAAAGCGACGCAGCGAGGAAACCGAUGAACGGCUACCAAGCACUGAUUGCCAUAAUGCAGACCAAUCCCCUAGCGAGAAUAAAAUUUUCGCUGAGCUCAUUAUUAAAGAAGUUGAACAUUUACGAGGUAUUGGGCAAGCUUCACGAUUUGGUGUUAAUUUUCAAUAAAACAGCAAUGGAAAGUAAGCAAAGCCACCCUGAACGCGAAUUCUCUGAAGCUGAUAUAGAGUUCGUCAUUAAUGCCUUCGAAGAAGUGUUAUACAUGUACCGCUCGCAAUGUUUCCACAUGUCUCAACCGAAGCGUUUCCUUCCGGUAUCCGCGCAGUUCGAGAUCAAUAGGGAAUGCUCCAAUCAAAUACUCUUGGAGUUUUUCAACAUCCAUCAGACCCUCGAAGUGUGCCUCUACUUGCUGACAUGCCCGUCCACCUGCAACAACUUGGUGAUAACCAGUCCGAUCCACGAUCUCAUGUGCGAAUUAGUCCAUUCGCCGAACGGUCUCAAAUUCCUGUAUCGGAAUAUGGAAAUGAGUGAACUCCUAUUUAAGACGUUGACGCAACCGUACGGCCAACAGAACACUGAUGAUAUGUUCCCCCACGAUUUGAGUAACUACGGGGACCUGCAAAUUUUGGGGCUGGAGCUGGCGUACAGGCUUAAAGCGAUGUACUAUCUGAAGUCUAUAUGCGACCUGCAGGCGGGAAAGGCAGACGAGAAUGAGCUGAUCGACAGACUGCAGUCGCUGUACUGCCUCAGUUUCGGCAACAUCGGGAAGACUUCUGUGCCCGAUGUUAUAGUGAUGGACGAUAAUGCCGAUUGCCUGAUGGAGGUUUUCGAAAGCGACUUGAAGAAUAAGAACAAAAUCGACUCGCCCUCCAAGCAGAAGUCGCCGGCCAAGGGCUACGCGAUCGAACUCAUCGUGUCCGCAGUGAGGUUCUCAGCGGACGUUCCGUUCCUGAAGAAAUACGCCCAGAGGUUGAUGAACGUGGCGCGGGAACACGAGAAGUUCGAGCCGAGCGUGUCGAGCGUGCUGCAGGAAGUGAUAGCGUACCUCAAGCCCGCCGAGAAGAUGAACCUUUUCAACGGCGACGACAUGGCGGACUGCGUCGAGGUUUUGAAGGCGAGCGCCGAGUACUCGCCCGACCUGCCCGGCGAGCUGACCACAUGCCUCAGGGUCCUUCGCCAUUUCUGCAUAUCCGACUACGAGCGGAGCGUUUCGGUCGUCUCCGAGUCAGCGACGGAGGAAUACGUCGAGCUCAAGUACAAGUACAACGUGCUGCAGCUGUUCUCGCUCGACGGCGUGGCCCAUCUGGCCGGUAUUCUAGAGCGUCUGGCCACGCACUUCGAACAGCCGAGCAUGCACACGGCGUUCUUCGCGUCGGUCAAGGGACUGCAGUUGGCCCAGAUAUUGCUCCCGUGUCUACGGCUCUUGGACGAGAUGCUGGCCAGGGUGGUACGCUGCCGCGGUCCCAGGUUCCGCGACCUGACAGCCGCGCCCAUUCUGCUGAAGACCUACGGCAUGGUGAAGGCCUACCCGGCCGGUUCCGUAGGGUUCAGGACCGCCGCUCGAGCGGCUGAAGCGGCCGUGAAGGCGCUGCUCGCUUACGCCCAACCGAUAGCCGACGACGCGAACGACGGGGACUCCAUCCGCCGGGGGCCGUGGACGUCUCUGUGCUCCGAAGUCAUACAGUACACCAUGACGGCCCCCUACACCUUCGUGCCGGGCCUGCUAGUGUUCUCGGAGCUGUUGCCGCUACCGUUGCCGAUGCAAACGAAGACGGCACCCACGGAGAGGGAGCUGGAGGACGCGUCCAACGAGCGGAGGCUGUGGUCGGCCCAUUUGCACGCGCUGACGAGCGACCUGACCGACAUGAUCCAGAUAAUAUGCAUGUCCACGUACAGGCCGGUGGUGCACAUGCUGCGGCGGGUGUGCGUGCAGAUCGCCGAUCUGGCGCCGAACACCGCGGCGACGGUCGCCCGCGCGGCGGUCGGGGCGGUCCUGAAGGAGUCGAAGGCGGGCGAGCCGGCCACGGCCAGCUCCGCGCGGGUGCUAGGGUUCCUGGCCUGUCUGGUGUCCCACGCGCCGGUCAAGUGCGCGGUGCUGCACACGAUGAACAGCGGCGGGCCCAGGGCGGGCGACGUGCAGGCCGCCCUGUGCGCGGUGUUGGCCACCCCUGGCGCCUCGAGCGAGCACGCCGCCGCGCAGGAGUUCGCGGCGCACGCGCUGGCCGCGUUCUGCGACGCGGAGGUGACGCUGGCGCCGGCCAGCGCGCCGGCCGACGCCUUGUUGGCCAACUCCAUCCCCAACAGGGAGGCGCUGAACGCGUUCCUGGAAGCCACCGCCGCCUGCCUGGACUCCGCCACGAAGACGUGCGCCGUGGCGGCGGCGGUGCUGCGCGCCUACUUCGUGCUGACGGAGCACGAGCACGGCUUCCAGCUGUUCAGGCGGUUCGUGGCGAGGAGGCGCGACUGCCUCGGCCGCCUCUUCAGGUGGGCGCUGGACGGACUGCGCGAGGAUAGGGCCGAGUGCCUCAACCUGUACGUGGACCUGGUCCGCAUCCUGAGGGUCGAGGAGGGCGAGGGGCCCGUGGGCAGGAGGAGCGUGCUGUCGGUGGCCGAGGUGGCCGACAUGGUGGGCUACUCGGAGGCCGAGCCGAAUCACCCGGCUUUCACACUGGAGCAGAUGCUGAAGGAGCGCAACGCGGAAGAGGAAGCGGUGUCGAACGCGGGCUUCCUGGCGUCGCAGCUGCGGAAGGGGCGCGGGGCGGGCGAGGGGGCGGGGGCGGGGGUAGCGGGUGUAGAGGCGGAGGGCGCCGCCCUGCCGCCGCCGCAGACGCUCGUAGCGCAGUUCGUAGCGCGGACCGCCUACGUCGUAGGCGACGCCAGCGACGAGCGCCUCUCCAGCAGCUACUGGCUGAACGUGCCCGCAGCAGGGGGCGAGGACGACGUCAAUGACAGCGAGCUGGUGGCGUGCGACGUGGUGGAGGUGGCGAGCGAGCACCUGGGCGGCGCCGAGCUGCUGGCCGCGGGCGUGCGGCGGCUGGCGGGCGUGCUGGACGCCAGGGCCGACGCGCUGCCGCCGGACAAGAGGCCCGCAGUGGCGCUGAGCCGCGUGCGCGCGGAGGGCGGGGCUGACGCGUUCCGCUCCCGCCCGCCCAACACCUCGCGCCCGCCCUCGCUGCACGUCGACGACUUCACCGCCCUGCACCAGCCCUACGCGCUCAGAGGGGGAAGGCGCACCGGCGGAGGCACAGACCGCGGCCGCUUCGCCAGCGCGGCGCCUCCGCACGCGCACGCGCACUACCGCCAGCUGCGCGGCCGCGGCGCGUGGGAGCCGGCGCAGCACUUCGGCCACUUCGCGCCCGCGCACUACGCCAUGGGUGAGAUACCCCAC